CGGUACUGUCGUCACACCUCCCUUUAAUUGGAAUCUGAAAUAAAGAGUCAUGGAUUUCGAGGAAUUCCGUACAAGGGGCAAAGAGAUGGUGGAUUAUAUCACAGAUUACCUGAAAUUCAUCGAUCAACGUCCCGUUUAUCCGACGGUGCAACCCGGGUACCUGCGACCCCUGAUUCCGGAGAGCGCGCCCCUGGAACCCGACAGCUUCGAGGAUCUGAUGAAGGACAUCGAGAGAGUCAUUAUGCCGGGGGUAACCCAUUGGCAAAGUCCUCAUUUUCAUGCUUAUUUCCCCGCCGCUACCUCCUUUCCUGGUUUUCUGGGUGACAUGUUGUCUGGUGCUAUCGGCUGCGUUGGCUUUUCCUGGGCUGCAAGCCCUGCAUGUACAGAGUUGGAGACUGUGAUGCUUGACUGGCUGGGGAAGAUGUUAAAUCUGCCUGAAGAUUUUCUAGCAGGGUCUGGUAGAGGAGGAGGUGGAGUCAUACAGGGCACAGCCAGUGAAAGUACAUUGGUGGCACUUCUUUCUGCAAGGAAGAAGAUGGUUACACAAAUUCAAGCUAACUGUCCCGAUCUCGAAGAAGUCAUGAUCAUGUCAAAGCUGGUGGCUUAUACAUCGGAGCAGUCUCAUUCUUCUGUUGAACGAGCAGGUUUGAUUGCUGGUGUCAAAAUGAGAAAAUUACCCACUGAUGAGAAAUUCAGUCUCCGUGGGGAGACAUUAAGACGAGCUUUGGAAGAAGAUAAAGCCUUGAACCUCAUUCCUUUCUACCUUUGUGCAACACUUGGCACCACUUCCUCCUGUGCAUUCGAUAACAUUAUGGAGCUGGGACCUAUCUGCACUUCUCAAAAUAUCUGGAUGCACAUUGAUGCCGCCUAUGCAGGAAGUGCUUUUAUCUGUCCAGAGUUCAGACCUCUUUUAAAUGGAGUGGAGUUUGCAGAUUCUUUCAACUUUAAUCCUCAUAAAUGGCUUUUGGUGAACUUUGAUUGCUCUGCCAUGUGGGUGAAGAAAAGAUCAGAACUUGUUGGAGCUUUUAAAAUGGAUCCUCUUUACCUCAAACAUGAUCAUCAGGAUUCUGGACUCAUCACUGAUUAUAGGCACUGGCAGAUCCCCCUCGGACGUAGAUUCCGUUCUCUGAAAAUGUGGUUUGUGUUCAGAUUGUAUGGAGUAAAAGGACUUCAGGAACAUAUCCGUAAGCAAGUGAAUCUAGCACAUGAGUUUGAGAGUUUGGUGCGUCAAGAUGAACAGUUUGAGAUUGUAAAUGACGUCAUAUUGGGACUGGUGUGCUUCAGACUCAAGGGUUCAAAUGAUCUAAAUGAAAAUCUCAUCAAAAGAGUAAAUGAAAUGAGAAAGAUUCACAUAGUGCCAUGCCAACUUCAAGACAACUUUGUCCUCCGGUUUGCAAUAUGUGCACGUACUGUCGAAAGUGAACAUGUCCAGUAUGCCUGGCAGAACAUAAAGGAGAUUGCCACUGACCUGCAACAAGAACAUCAAUAA
This is a messenger RNA of Carcharodon carcharias (great white shark), 1489 nucleotides long. RefSeq names its product dopa decarboxylase (gene ddc). The transcript has 14 exons. Gene Ontology annotation, biological process: catecholamine metabolic process; amino acid metabolic process; serotonin biosynthetic process. Gene Ontology annotation, molecular function: pyridoxal phosphate binding; aromatic-L-amino-acid decarboxylase activity. The record is from RefSeq and is a predicted model, not a curated record. The coding region runs from base 50 to 1489 and encodes 479 amino acids. NCBI's taxonomy places the organism in Eukaryota, Metazoa, Chordata, Chondrichthyes, Lamniformes, Lamnidae.